Molecule: messenger RNA, 1149 nt
Organism: Purpureocillium lilacinum
Lineage: Eukaryota; Fungi; Ascomycota; Sordariomycetes; Hypocreales; Ophiocordycipitaceae
Source: RefSeq, a predicted model, not a curated record
AUGGAAAUGUUACGAUUGCUCCUACUCGGAUCUGCGGCUCUGGCUCCAGUGGCUGCAGGCGUUGGUUUGAGGCCCGAUAUUGGGCAGCUGGGCAAGGCACUCGAUGCCCACUACGAGCCGAACAAACUGUGGCAGAGAGCGAAUCCUCCGGCCGACGAUGGCAAAGAUCUUGUUUUCGAAACUAUCGUGCACUAUUGCUGCGAGCGGGAGCAAGAUUGCCCUACGGAGGGUGAUAUCCGACUGACUAUUGAGACGCUCAACGAGUACUUUUCCAGAGCCAAGAUCCGCUUCGAGUUCCAAAAGGCGGUGCAUCAGAGCGACUGUGGACUUGACCCAGCGAACCACGACCAGGACGCCAUAGACCGACUGAUGGCCAGAGUGCGUGAGGGCGGCCUGGAUGUCUACAACAUCAUGAUCAGGGCCGGACCUGAAGCUGAAAGGAUUGGAGGAACCUGCUACACACCAACUCCUGGAAGUGCCAGAAGAUUGGGGAACUUUAUGGAGAUCGGGAUCCCGAUGGGCAAGCACCUCUUCUGGAGCUGCGAGCAGAUUCGCAUUUUGCGCCAAUGGGGCAACAUCCGGAAACACGGACAGGAGGACGGCUUCGGCAUCACCCACGACGCUGCGGAUCCUCCUCCUAGAGGUCCCGCCGGCACGUACUGCCCCGGAGCUGGUGGUUCCGAUGGCGGCGCUGGUGGUUCCGGUGGCGACGCUGGGAACACAGAUGGGCAAUCGUCCGGCGAGGGCGGCGGCGCGCCGGCGAGCGGGAGCCCCCCGGGCGGUGCUGGGUGCAAGAACCCGGAUUUCAAGAUACCCCCUCCUCCUGCCGGCUACGGCUCCUGGUGCGGAAUCCCCGAGGAUGCUUGGGAACAGUUCAAGACGCCCCGGGCGGAGGGGAACAAGGCGUUCCUGGGGGUGAUUCGCCUCCCGCGCCUGGCGGAGGGCAGCAGGGCGGAGGGCAGCAAGGUGCUCCUGGGGGUGAUUCACCUCCCGCGCCUGAUGGAGGACAGCAAGAUGCCCCGGGUGGAGGGCAGCGAGGUGUUCCUGGCAGUAGUCCGCCUCCCGCGCCAGGCGAUGGGCAGCAAGGCGUCCCAUUCCAGGACGGUCAGAAUGGCCUGCGUGGCUCAGCAAAGCCGGUACGGAUACUGA